Messenger RNA from Pediculus humanus corporis (human body louse), 675 nucleotides. RefSeq names its product ankyrin repeat domain-containing protein, putative. Bases 1 to 675 code for a protein of 224 amino acids. The transcript has 7 exons. NCBI's taxonomy places the organism in Eukaryota, Metazoa, Arthropoda, Insecta, Psocodea, Pediculidae. The record is from RefSeq and is a predicted model, not a curated record. Gene Ontology annotation, molecular function: protein binding.
AUGUAUGCAUCCGAAUUUUUUGGCAUGUCGUCAGAUGAGGAAGAAAAUACUUGGAACAGGGAAGAAAUUGAAAAUAUUUUAAAAAUUUCAAAUUUAAAAAAAAAAGAAUUUAAUUCUAAUUUUCAAGUAAGUGGAUGGGAGGACGAUAAUGAUGGAAUUAUAGAAGAAUCCGAAAUUUUGUGGGCCGCCGAAAAUGGAAAUUUGAUUUCAACAAAAAAUUUAUUAGCAGAAAACUCAAAUUUAAUAAAUGUAAAGGACAGAGAUGGGUAUUCCCCACUACACAGAGCCUGUUACAAUAAUCAUCCUGAUGUUGUAGAAUUUCUAAUAUCAGCUGGAGGAAAUAUAUUUGCAAAAACUUUAGAUCUUUGGCAACCAUUGCAUUCAUCUUGUAAAUGGAAUAAUGCCCUGUGUGCUGCUAAGCUUUUAGAUGAAGGAGCUGAUAUUAAUUGCAAAACUAAAGGAGUAUACAGUAAAUUACAAUUAAACACUGUAAGGCAUACACCACUUCAUUUGGCUGCUUCAAAUGGAAAAGCUAAAGAAGUCCUUCAAUUAUUGUUAAGCAAUUUUAGUUUAAAACCGUUUUUAAAGAAUGAUAAUAAUGAAACUGCUUAUGAUAUAGCACAAAGAUCUGGAAAAUAUUACAAAAUUUUUGAAAUUAUUAAUAAUAAAAAAUGA